GAAAGUUGUACAACACUAGUCUCUUCUCUUCUUUUGAGGAUUAUUUUUUAACUCUAUUUUUUUUCAGGUAUUUUGAAGUCAUUACUGUAUGGUAAUUUAAAAUAAUAAAGUCGUUUAUACAAAAACCGUCUGUAAAAUAUUUGGAGCAUUAUUACCAGUAUAUUAAGAUGAAUUCAGACAUUAAUAUGAGUUUGGAAGACAUAAUUAAAAAGAAACGUGAAAUGAGAUCCAAAAAUUCACAAAACAAAGGCAAAUCAAAUGUCCCGUUGAAAAAAAAAUUGCCUGUUACUGAUGCACGACUCAAGAUUAUUUCAAAAAAACGCAUUCAAAUUACAGAUGCCCGUGAAAAGUUAUCAGAACUUGCAAAACAAAAAGAUGCCCGACUCAAAAUAGAGCAAAUGAGAUUAAAACGCGUGACACACGGGGUGAUCGUGAAACAUGCGUCUACUGCACAUAUACGAGCAGACACAGCGAUAAAAAAGGCAGCACAUAAUGAAAUUAUAAAAACUAUAAAAACUCAAAAAUCAGCAUGUAAGGCGCAAAAAACGCGCGUCGUCUGCGCGUUUGAAAUACGCCAUGUGCUGGGGCCUUACAAGUUAGAAGUUGAAGCUCAAGGAAAACCUCGAAAUAUGAAUUUGCAAACACGCAAUAAAUUUGUGCGGACAAUAUACAAUAAAGAAAGAGUAUUUGUUGAUCCUUCUCGACAAGUUGUAAGCCAGUUUCAUAGUAACACUAGAAAUUUAACCAGACAGUUUAAUUCAAACAGAUUGAUAGGAGGCAAUUUCAAAUAUAAGCAUUCCAAAAAUGCAGAUGGAAUGCCAAGACCGAAACCAAUUGUUCGAACAGUUGAAAAUGAUAUCGAGGCAAUUGAUGAUCCAAUGGAUGAAGUAUAUGAACAACCAAGAACAUUAUUAAAUCGGAAAGCCAGUCUUCAACUGAAAAUAGUCGCUCGUAAUAAUGAUAUGUGGGAUAGCAGGAGCGUUUUAACUCAGAGAACUACCACCGUGGAAAAAGAGAAGAGUCCGCCAAGACCUCCUUCUAUUCUUAAAAAGCGACCAAUGGCAGCUUUGAGAACUGAGAAGCCAACAGAAAAGUCUGAUAAACCUGUAUUAGAGUACAGAAUUAUAGUUAGCAAUUUGCGUAAUACUGUUACUGCUGGUGAUAUUGAGGAACUGUUUGGAGAUGUCGGGGGUAUGGUGGAGUCUCGAUUAGUGAGACCCGGCACUGCAGAAGUUAUUUAUAAAACACAAGAAGAUGCUCAAAGGGCUGUGGAUCUUUAUCACAAUCGACAAUUAGACGGGCAGCCAAUGAACUGCCUGCUUGUUACUCCACGUUCAAAUUCUGCAAUUGGAAGAAGUACCACCAAACCUGCGCUAUAUAGUACGAAUUCAAAUGUGGAACCUGACAUUUCUACAUUUCAUAAAGUACUAUUUAGCAACCUGUGAAAUUACGAAAAUGAAGAUUCUUGAAUGCUUCUAAUUUGAAUAUUGAAUAAGUAAGUAAUAGAGGUCCGAUAUUGCUAAGUUGUCUAUUCAACAGGUAUUAAGUCUAUAGUAUCGCAUAUCAGAGUGCCACAUACCGAUACGUCAAAUCCCGUUGUGUUCUUAUUAUUAGUUUAUCACUGUGUUUUAUUAGUUGUUGUAAGUUAAUUUUAUAAUUGUGAUGCCGCGAUGGAUGCGUUUCUUUACUUGGUAAUAGUAUUAACCGGAUAAAUAAAUAUGUUCUAGUAUCGUUCAUCAUUUGCAUUUCAUAAUUUUCAAACAGUAGACUCGCAAUAUAUAUAUUAUUUCUUGCAUAAAGCAUCCAUUUCUGCCGCCAAGUGCAGUCAAGCCAAGCCAAGCCAACCAUAUCUGUAAUAAAAAAAUUACCUCUCUUUUUUAAAUUAAAUCCCCCAUGACUACCCUUACGAACCAAGCUAUAAGUAAUGUAACUUGAUAAUAUGUAUUUUUUAUUAAUUUGUUAAAAAUGCUGGUACUAAUUUGAUUAUAUUUUCCUACAAGACACUUAGGACAUAGAUAACUAGUAUGCUAUAAUUUUUGCUUGAUAAUUAACAUGAAUAAACAAAUAAUUACUAUAUUUCUGAUUUAUUGUAUCUGAAGGUUUACAAUCGGCACUACUAAUCGGCAAUCGACACUGUAAAUUAUGAGGGCUAGAACAACUCCAUUCACUACCUUCAUUGGACUAUAAAUGUCGUGGCCAGAUUGUAGGAUUGACCAAUUCAUGAUGCGGCCGGCCAUUUCAUAGAUAUUGUUUCAUGAAAUGGAAAAAACAUGUUGACCACCUCAUCAUGUGGCCUGGCCAGAUCAAUGAAUAAUUUGUUUAACGAUAUGGGCAGCUGAUCGUCUGAUAAUUAUGUGGCCAGGCAUUAGUGAUCAUAUUGUAAAAUAAUUACUUUAGUUUCAGUGAGAGGCGCUGAUGGCGAAUGUUUAUGUGAUAGAAUGAUGUAUUUUAUUUUUUAGGUUAUGCAACAAAUUAAAGAAAGUAAUCGUUUUCCGUCGUUCCGUUGCGUUAAGUCUAGUUACAAUUGUAGCAGUGUAGUGUGUAGGAACGGCGACAAAGGCUAUUCUAUAGUUUUAUGGAUGUGUCCCAAGAUUAUGAUGUAAGGAUUUUGAUCUAGCUCCAGAGGAUGAUAAAAAUAUAUUGGAGGAUAUAAAGGUUUUUGAGAUAUGAACUGAACUAAAUUUCCUAUAUGAUUCACUACUGUAGGUCACAUGAUAGGUAAUGCUUCGCGAUUGGCUUAAAUUGCGAGGUUAUUUUUUUCAGACUAAACAAGUUAUUUCAACAAAUGAUUAAAUUUCUUUUUUUGACACCCUAUAUUAAUGAUAUGAUCAUACGUGGAUUGCCAUAUCAUUAAAAAUUGACGCUUAAACGAUAAGAUCAAUUUUAUCCGUUUCAUGGAAUUAUCAUUACAUAUGGCCAUGACAUAUAUACACAAAUAAAAGGAGUACGAAUUACCACUCAAAACUUUAGUUUUGAAUAUUUCUUCAAACAUUUUGAUGAAUGGUAGUUACACCGAUUAAAGCGGGUAAUUUUGUCAAUGCAAUGCAGUUUUGAAUGCACUCGUUUUCAAAGAACAAGUAAUUUUUUUUUUUCAGAUACUGCAUAGGUAAAAUAGAGCAAAACAGGUUAUGCCAUGCACCCCCACCCCCACCCCCCUAAUACGAGCGCUCUAGGCAGUGACCUAGUUUGCUUAUAGGAUAUAAUAAAUCUAUGGUUAUAUAGUAAUUAAUUGCAGUACUUACAUUCGCAUUUAUAGUCGAUAGAAGUUGAAGAAACUUGAGUUAUGACAUAUUCUAAGGUAGUUACUUCUCUCGACUAUAGAUACGUUUGUUAGAGCCGUCAAUGAAUAAAAUAAUGUAGAUUAAAGUUUUGUGCAUAAAGUCUCUUAGCAGUAAAUAACAGCUGGAAUGUGUGAGGUAUUAUUGAAUCAGUCUCUCGGCGCUGUAUUAUCAAUAAAAUUAGUAGCAUAUAAAAAACAUGUAAUUGUAAUUUUCAAACUUUGGGAAUAAAUGAUGU
Molecule: messenger RNA, 3516 nt
Organism: Diatraea saccharalis (sugarcane borer)
Lineage: Eukaryota; Metazoa; Arthropoda; Insecta; Lepidoptera; Crambidae
Source: the annotation of a GenBank genome assembly